UCGUGUGGAUUGAGAUGGUGAUUCUCGCCAUCAUAAUGCUACUGGGUACGGUCGGUAACGUCAUGGUGAUGCAUGUGAUUAUCGUGCACAGGCGCAUGCACACGUCUACGAACGUCUUCAUCGGCAGCCUGGCGCUCUCCGACCUUCUCUUCAUGGUCGGAAUACCCUUCAUCAUCACGACCAAGGUCACCGUACAGUGGGUGCUCGGAGACACGCUAUGCGACAUCGUCUUCUUCCUCAUGUUUAUCUGCGGAAGCAGCUCCAUACUGACGAUGAUGGCAAUCAGCUUCGAUCGCUGGGUUCUCGUCUGCCACCCUCACUGGCACACUCUAACGAUAACGCAAGCGCUUCUGGUGGCUGCUGCCAUGUGGCUGAUGGCGUGCGCGAUCUCUGUCCCGCUCGGCCUCGCCUUCCAAGUCGGAGAUUUCUACGGACCGAAUUAUCUCUUCUGUACGAUCAUCUGGCCGAAUGGCAUCGACGGCAAACUGUACAUCAUGGUGGCGACGAUAUUCCUGCUCGUCAUUCCGACGUGUUUCAUCGCUAUGAACUACGCGCGUAUCUUCUACACGAUUCGUCUGUCGCACAAGCGCGCGCGGGGGAACAACGCUGCAGCGAUGAACAGCAGCCAGCUGAGACUCAUCAAGUUGUUCGUCACCGUGGUGUUGUUCUUCGCUGCGAUGUACACUCCGUUCUUCAUCCUGAACAUCCUCCUGCUCUACACGACCGUACCGCUGACGUCGACGCACUACACGUGGUGCGUCAUCACGUGUCUACUGAACGCCGCCACCAACCCGCUGCUCUACGGUUACUUCAACGAGAACUACCGACGUCACUUCCGGGAGAUGAUCGCGUGUCGUUGCUCGCAGAGCGACGACGAUUCGGUCGAGACGCCGAUCAAUGGAGAGACGAAGCUCGACCGGAGAAGCACGAGUGCGGGGGCGCCACUGCAGCUGAAGACGAGCGUCGCAUUGUGAACGGAAACGGUGUUGCAGGAAAACGGAAACGGACCGAGAGCCGCCGGCGGGAUAAUGUGUGUGGGGCGCCAUCUGACGGCGGAGGAGAGUCUGUGAAACAACGGGAUA
Molecule: messenger RNA, 1082 nt
Organism: Priapulus caudatus
Lineage: Eukaryota; Metazoa; Priapulida; Priapulimorpha; Priapulimorphida; Priapulidae
Product: somatostatin receptor type 5-like
Exons: 2
Coding region: 15-974 (319 amino acids)
Biological process (GO): G protein-coupled receptor signaling pathway
Cellular component (GO): plasma membrane
Molecular function (GO): G protein-coupled receptor activity
Source: RefSeq, a predicted model, not a curated record